CUCUGUAGAAAAACUUGAGGUUCAUACAAAAAGUCCACUCCUUUUGUCUGAUUCUUGUAUUGUUUGGUUUUUAAAAUCACCACCUACCCAAUAUUAAACUUGGUGGACUGUAUGUAUAAGGGGGGUGGGUGGGUGUGGAGGGGAUGAAAUGAGCAAAAAUGGCAGUAGGAAAUGGGGGUGAUGUAUGGAAAGCCCAUGCUGCAAUGGCUUUGGUUCAGCUUGUCUAUGGUGGUUACCAUGUGAUUACUAAGGUGGCUCUCAAUGUGGGCAUCAAUGAAAUUGUCUUCUGUUUGUAUAGAGACCUUAUUGCUAUAGCUAUUCUUGCCCCAAUUGCCUAUUUCCGUGAAAAGAGGUCGAGGCUUCCUCUGAAUAAGCGGCUUGUACUGUCAUUCUUCCUUCUAGGAUUAACUGGUAUUUUUGGUUGCCAACUGUUGUUCCUUAUUGGUCUUGGCUUCACGAAUCCGACUUAUGCUGCUGCUUUACAACCUGCAAUACCAGUCUUCACGUUCAUACUUGCUGUUCUCAUGGGUACGGAAACAGCGAAACUUCUUACUGUGGAAGGUCAGACAAAGGUUGGAGGUACUAUUGUUUGUGUUUCUGGGGCAAUUUUAAUGGCUAUUUCCCGUGGCCCAGUGGUGUUUGGAGACAGCACAGUGGACUUCACAGCACAAAUUGAGAUAAGUGCUAAGGUUCAACCGGAGCCUGCUGGAUGGCUAAUGUCUAGCUUUCUAGAGUCGGGAUUUGAUAAUUGGCACCUUGGCGUCUUAUGUUUAAUAGGAAACUGUAUGUGCAUGGCAGCAUACUUUGCUUUUCAGGCUCCAGUUUUGGAAAAAUACCCAGCAAACUUAUCAUUGACAGCAUAUUCAUACCUUUUUGGUGUUCUAUUAAUGAUUGGGACGUCAUUUUUUGUGACCAAUGGAUCAACAGACUGGUAUUUGACACAAUCUGAACUUGUCGCUGUGUGCUAUGCUGGAAUUCUGGCAUCAGCCCUGAACUAUGGACUUAUGACAUGGUGCAAUAAGGUUCUUGGCCCUGCUUUAGUUGCUUUAUACAGUCCGCUCCAACCAGUAGCGUCAGCAAUUUUAUCUAGUGUUUUUCUUCGGAGCCCUAUUUAUCUGGGAAGCAUUUUAGGAGGAGUUCUCAUUAUAGCUGGGCUUUAUUUAGUAACUUGGGCAUCUUACAGAGAGAAACAGGCAGCUAUGGGAACUAUAACUCAUGAUCCGCGGAUAACGGAUCCCCUAAUCCCAUAUCAGAUAGAACACAUUUCCUUUGUUCCUUCUUCCUCAAUGCCAAAGACCAGUGAUUAGAUACUGCUACAAACAUCAUUUGCAUGUCCAUUUUAUUCAUCCUCUUCAUGUUAAUAUGUAUAGUGCAGUUCAUUGCUAAGAACAAUGUCACUAUGUAUUGCAGUUUUAUCAAGUUCUUUUUCAGAAGUUAAUACAUGUUAAUAAACUCUCUCCUCAAAUCAAAACAUCUUUGAUUUUCACACACAAAAAAAGUGAAGAAUCAAUGCAAUACUAAGGCCA
Messenger RNA from Solanum lycopersicum (tomato), 1526 nucleotides. RefSeq names its product WAT1-related protein At4g19185-like. Gene Ontology annotation, molecular function: transmembrane transporter activity. The record is from RefSeq and is a predicted model, not a curated record. NCBI's taxonomy places the organism in Eukaryota, Viridiplantae, Streptophyta, Magnoliopsida, Solanales, Solanaceae. Gene Ontology annotation, cellular component: plasma membrane.